Messenger RNA from Beta vulgaris subsp. vulgaris (sugar beet), 1683 nucleotides. Its product is annotated as probable RNA 3'-terminal phosphate cyclase-like protein. NCBI's taxonomy places the organism in Eukaryota, Viridiplantae, Streptophyta, Magnoliopsida, Caryophyllales, Amaranthaceae. The transcript has 6 exons. Gene Ontology annotation, molecular function: RNA endonuclease activity. Gene Ontology annotation, cellular component: nucleolus. Gene Ontology annotation, biological process: ribosome biogenesis; endonucleolytic cleavage of tricistronic rRNA transcript (SSU-rRNA, 5.8S rRNA, LSU-rRNA). The coding region runs from base 66 to 1004 and encodes 312 amino acids. The record is from RefSeq and is a predicted model, not a curated record.
UUAAACUAUCACCUUAUUAUUUUUGCUAAAACCCUACUUCGUAAUUGCUUAAAGGAAAGAAAAAAAUGGAGAAAAGAAAGUUGAUGAGAAUGAAAGGGAGUGAAAAUCUAAAAGGUCGUCUUCUUCUUUCAACACUUUCAUCAACUCCCAUUGUUAUCGACGAUAUUCGAUCAACUGACAUCAAUCCUGGUCUUCGUCGUUACGAAGUCUCUCUUCUUCGUCUCAUCCAAAAAGUCUGCGAUGAUUGCUCUAUUAUCAUCAAUGAAACUGGUACCAAGUUGACGUACAAACCAGGGAUUGUGAUGGGUGGCAAAUAUCUGGAGCAUGAUUGUGGGUUGAGUCGUUCAAUUGCUUACUUCUUGGAAGUUCUAAUUGUUCUCGGUUUGUUUGCCAAAAAUCCCCUUCAAAUUACUCUUAAAGGUAUAACGAAUGAUUCAAAAGACCCAUCUGUUGAUACAUUCCAGUUAACUACCUUGAACAUCUUAAAACGCUUUGGAGUAUCUUCACAAGGCCUAGCAUUGAAAAUUGAGAGCCGUGGCGUACCUCCUAUGGGUGGUGGACAAGUAGUUUUGUCAAUACCAAUUUUGCACACUAGUUUAACAGCAGUGAACUGGAUUGACGAGGGAAUGGUAAUGCGUAUUAGAGGGGUAUCAUUUUCUACUCGAGUAUCGUCUAAGUCAGAAGCACUUAUAUGUUCUGCUCGUGGUAUCUUCAAUAAUUUUCUUCCGGAUGUCCGCAUUUUCAUUGAUCACAAGGCUGGUGCACAAGCUGGAAACUCCCCAGGAUUUGGGGUUUCAUUGGUUGCUGAAACCACUUCUGGAUGCUGUAUCUCUGUUGAUACUGCUGUCCAUCGUCCACAUGAAGAGGAGACAGCUGAAAUGGAAGAUGGUGUAGAAGUAUAUUGGAGAUCGCCUGAGGAUGUUGGUGUGGAUAUUGCUUCCGCUUUACUUGGUGAAAUUGAGCAGGGGGGAGUGGUAGAUUCAACACAUCAGAUCCAGGAGUAGAUGAAGUGGAGAACCUGAAAUAUCGAAGAAGGGAACCAUUCAGGCUCCUGGGCAUAGCCAUCCAAUCUAGUAUAUAACUGUGAUGUAAGACGGACUUCACCAUCAUCAGUAAAGAUGAGUUCAAGGGCAUGCUGUCUGCAGAAGCUAUCUCUUAACCUGUCAACUGAUUUUUGGAGCCUCUUUUUCCAGUCUCUUUGCUCUGCUACACGGCUUUGUCGAUCUAAGUCUUUUCUAGAAGGUUCUUCAUUUCUGUUAGUUUGGUUAAAGGGUAGCAACUUUGCAGCAGCACGAGGGAGAAGCUCGUCAGCUAGAACCAGUGCAUUGGCUAGCAAAGCAAGCUGUUGGGCUUCAGUCUCAGCCACCUUGAUGAUUGAGACUCCUUGACCAUCUUGGUUUGCCUCGCUUACUGAUACUGGGAACGCAUUGAUUAGGGUGUUUAUAUAGGAGUUAAACGCUUCUACUAAACCUUCGAGUAAUGGAGUCCCUAGUUGUAGAGUCUCUAGGGGUUGUACAUCUUCAAAGAGAUCCUGAAAGAGGAAGCUCAUAAGUAUAUGUAUGUAUAUGCAACUUAGCUACUACUCGCUCUGUUUCUUAAUAAACACAACACUUUGACUUUUGCAUUCAAAUAUACAAAGUGUAAGUGCAUUUCCUCACUAAUUUACUAUUGUAUUAUCAUGUA